Odocoileus virginianus texanus is the source of this 3667-nucleotide messenger RNA. Lineage: Eukaryota; Metazoa; Chordata; Mammalia; Artiodactyla; Cervidae. The record is from RefSeq and is a predicted model, not a curated record.
CCCUGGGGAAACGGUGACUGAAGCCGAAUCCCUGCCAGUGCCUUUUCGUGUCCUCUCUCUCCUCUUUGCAGCCGCUUGCGGGCAUCGGAAGGGAAGAGGGUGGAGUACUCUGAACUGAAGGACUUUGCAUUAUCUCUCCUUCCCUGGUUUUGCAGAGAUCUCUGCUCAAUGGGACUGGUUUACUUAAUGUCUCCUCUCAUCAGUGCCCUGCGGCACCCCACGACCAGCCUCCUCCUCCUCCGUCCAGCGGAGAGAAGUGUGUUUGUGACAGUGAGAGUGGGUUUACUUCUGGUGCCAGAAAAGGGCUCCUGCCAGAAUCCUCUGUUUACUUCUGUUUGGCAUUCAGAUUUACCCAAAGUCAAGUUGCUACAAAGAGAUAGUUUUUGUAUCCUGCCAGCCAGAGAGUGGAGCAGUGUGUUGUGACAAUGAAAAAGAAUAGAAGCCUUCUCAUGUUUAUUCAUCCCAUAUUUACCAGGCAUCUACGAUGUGCUUGGGAUGCAGCAGAGAUCCCUGUCGUCAUGGAGCUGCCAUUCUUUGGGGAGACAGGCAAUAUGUGAUAACAGAGGUCACCAUUGUUGGAAGUAAAGGGCAACAUAGAGCUGAAGAGACCCCUGGCCAAGGCCGCUUCCCGGCUGCCUCUCUCGGGACGCAGGCUGAAGAGGGGGCCCGACCAGAUGGAGGAGGCCUUGGAGCCGGAGAAGAAAAGAACACGAGGCCUGGGCACCAGAGUGACCACGACCCACCCCAGAGCAGCAGCCCUCAACUCCGCGCCACAGACACAAGGCCAGACCGCAGCAGUGCCCAGAGCUCCCAGGAAGUCAGCACCCCGAUAUUCCAUGGCUGUUGCCCCAGUGCUGAAGACUCAGAAGCCAGGUCCUGUUGUUCCCGCCCAAAAGCCUGGAACGACAGCUGCGCCUCCCAUGGUGGGAGGGAAGAAACCCAAACGUCCGGCCUGGGACUUAAAGGGGCAGUUAUGUGACCUCAACGCAGAGCUGAAAUGCUACCGUGAGAGGAAGCAGGUGCUGGACCAGGAGAACCAACAGCUGCAGGACCAGCUCCGGGAGGCUAAGCAACAGGCCUCAGUCCUGGGGGCAGAGCGCAGGACCCUGGAAGAGGAGUUGACCAGGGUGCGGGCCCAGGCUGAGCAGGGCCAGCGGGAGCUGGGGAACCUGAGUGCCCGCGUCCUGGAGCUGGAAGAGCGGCUGGGCACGCAGGAGGGCUUAGUGCAAGAGCUCCAGCAAGAACAGCUGAGAUUACAGGAGGAGCGCAGGGGACUGGCUGCCCAGCUGGGCGAGCAGGAGAGGAGGCUGCAGACCUCAGAAGCUUCUCUGUCGGACAGCCAGGCGGAGGUGGCAUCUCUGCGCCAGGCGGCUGCAGCCCGGGAGGCCGUACUGGCUGAGCGGGAAGACCGUCUCCACGGGCUGGAGAUGGAGCGCCGGCGGUUACACAACCAGCUGCAGGAACUCAAAGGCAACAUCCGUGUGUUCUGCCGGGUCCGCCCCGUCCUUCCAGGGGAGUCCACCCCAUCCCCUGGCUUCCUUCAGUUUCCCUCUGGCCCCUGUGGACCCUCUGACCCUCCAACCCGCCUCAGCCUCUCCCGGUCUGAUGAGCGGCGUGGGACCUUGAGUGGGGCGCCAGCUGCCCCUACCCGCCAUGACUUUUCCUUUGACCGGGUGUUCCCACCAGGGAGUGGACAGGAUGAAGUGUUUGAGGAGAUUUCCAUGCUUGUCCAAUCAGCGCUGGAUGGCUAUCCAGUGUGCAUCUUUGCUUAUGGCCAGACAGGCAGUGGCAAGACCUUCACCAUGGAGGGCGGGCCUGGGGGAGACCCCCGGCUGGAGGGGCUGAUCCCUCGGGCCCUGCGGCACCUCUUCUCUGUGGCCCAGGAGCUCCGUGGCCAGGGCUGGACCUACAGCUUUGUGGCAAGUUAUGUAGAGAUCUACAACGAGACUGUCCGAGACCUGCUGGCCACUGGGGCCAGGAAGGGCCAGGGCGGUGAGUGUGAGAUUCGCCGGGCCGGGCCAGGCAGCGAGGAGCUUACGGUCACCAACGCGCGCUAUGUUCCGGUCUCUUGUGAGAGGGAGGUGGAGGCCCUGCUCCAUCUAGCCCGCCAGAACCGCGCUGUGGCCCGCACAGCCCAGAAUGAGCGCUCAUCGCGUAGUCACAGCGUGUUCCAGCUGCAGAUCUCUGGGGAGCACGCUGGCCGAGGCCUGCAGUGUGCGGCCCCCCUCAGCCUGGUGGACUUGGCUGGGAGUGAGCGGCUCGACCCCGGCUUAGCGCUCGGCCCUGGGGAGCGGGAACGCCUUCGGGAAACGCAGGCCAUUAACAGCAGCCUGUCCACGCUGGGGCUGGUCAUCAUGGCCUUGAGCAACAAGGAGUCCCACGUGCCUUACCGGAACAGCAAGCUCACCUACCUGCUGCAGAACUCUCUGGGCGGCAGUGCCAAGAUGCUCAUGUUUGUGAACAUUUCUCCCCUAGAAGAGAACGUCUCUGAGUCCCUCAACUCCCUACGCUUCGCCUCCAAGGUGCGGUCACUAGCAGCCCCAUCCCCAUCAGGCUUCCUGCUGACUGUAGGCGUCUGCACCCUGGUCCUUCAGGCUAGCGGCACAUGCAUCCCGAAAGGAUGUACAUUUGCCAGGCAGUUAACUAUUGACUUCUGGGGGUGUUUGAAUUAAGUUUUUAAAACUAUGUGGUUGAAAGGUCAGAAAUAUGUAGAAAGCUGUAUACAAGUGAGAUUUAACCUCUGCCCCGCCCACCACAUUCUCUCUCCGGUCCUAGUAGUCGUUGUCAUAUUUUAUCCUUUUACUUCUCUCUGUUUCUUUUUGCAAAUACAAGCAAUGUGCAUGGGAUUUCCCUCUUUCUUAGAGAAGACAUCUCUUCCCCUCUCUCUCAUGUAUUAUAUGUUGUCCUGCCUUUUUUUUUUUAAAUUAACAAGACAGCCUUAAGGAUGGGGCGGUGGCCAGGGAGAGUGGGGGAAAAAGAAAAAAAAUCAGACAGCCCUAGGAUGAUUCCCCACCAGCACACAGAGAUCAUCCCAUUAUUUUUACAUUUGCCUAGGACUCCACUGUAUGGAUGCGCCAAAGUUUAUCCACCAGUUCCCUCUACUGGACACUUGGAUUCUUUCCACCCUUUUACUAUUACAAACAAGGCUAUGUUGACUAACCUUGUACACAUCAUUUUAUAAUAUUUGCUUGGUUACAUCUAACUAUCCAGAGAGAGAUUCUUUGAAAUGGGUUUCCUGGAUCAAAGACAUACAGGUUUUUCAGGCUAUUCCAAAUAGACAGCGUGAAUCCAGACUCCAGUCUCCACAACGGUCAGCUGUGUCCAGGCUAUGAAUUCUCUAAGAAACUUAAGCUCCCUCUACAAGAGUUAAGUCAGGAAGUUUCUUUACAUAGUGCCUUGGAGGGUAAUGUAUUCCUCUGAUAACUCAUUUUCCUGAGGAUAUAGCCUUGAGAUGCUUUCUGGCUUUAUUCAGGGUCUCAGAUUACAGCUGUUCUUCUGCACUCUUGCUGCUGUGGAAGUAAUCGGCCACCUUAGCGCCCUGCUGUGGUCUUCUGCUUUAACCAGGAUUUCCCUUGCUACCUUACAAGUUCAAUUAAAGUUCCCCAUGGACUGUAGCCUACUAGGCUCCUCUGUCUGUGGGAUUUUCCAGGCAAGAAUACUGGAGUGG